AUGAUUCUACAGAAACUCCUAACACAGAGAAACGCCCAGAGAAACGUAGUGCAGCAAUACUUAGAGAAAAUCGAGGCGAUCAAAGACGAAGCAAACUUCUCACCUAUAAAGUACAAUGCCGGUAUGGAGUCAUUGGAGGUGAAGUUUCAACAGCUCAAGGUACUUGAUGAGAAAUUUUCAAAUCAGACAGAUAUCGAGGAACUCAACGAUGAGACGUUACAGACGGAGAUGUAUUCCUUGGAUCUAUACAUGCAGUUACAGCUAUUGAAAGACUUUGGUAAGCAGAGAGAAGAACAAACAACGAUAACACAAUCAACAUCGACAGAGCAAGGACAGAACACAAAUGCGGUAAUGACAGACAGCCAAACUGUAAGUGAACUUUCUAGAGUUUCCCAUCCGUCCCAGUUUCAUAAACUUCCUAAUCUGGCCCUUCCCACAUUUGAUGGUAGUAUUCUACGCUGGCAGAUCUUUUGGGACUCGUUUGAUUCCACAGUCCAUAGUAACCCCAACCUAACUGAUGUACAACGUUUCAGCUAUCUUAAGAACCAAUUAGAAGGCGAGGCUGAACGUACUAUAGAAGGAUUUGCCUUGACCAACGAUAAUUAUAGCAGAGCGGUCAGUCUGUUAAAGGAAGAUUUGGUCAGAAAUCAACCACAGACCCGGCCUGAAAUAUCUUCUACCAUAAGACCAGAAGCUGCUAUAUUUCAUUCUACGUCUAGAAAUGUCAACGCAGGUGUUUUGCUAAAAACUGCGACAGCAACAGUAAGUUCCGGAAGUAUAGACGCGGCUGCGAACAUACUGCUAGACGAGGGUGCGCAAAGAUCCUUUAUAACAGAAGAUCUAGCCAAUCAGUUGAAAUUAACACGUCAGCGUCCUGAAACAAUUUCCCUUUCCACAUUUGGUAACCAUGACAACAGACUAAUGCAUCUUGAUACAGCAACCGUGCAUAUUGUAACAGACGAGCGUGAAUUGAUACCAAUCCAUGUACUAAUUGUCCCCAGCAUAGCUACGCCCAUGAGUAACAGAACCAUACAUCAAGUGUCUAAAUACAGUUACCUGAGAGACCUAAAACUAGCCCAUCACAUAACCGGAGAAAUGAUAUUCAAUAUAUCUAUACUGAUUGGAGCAGAUUACUACUGGACGAUAGUAGAAGACCAGAUUAUAAGAGGAGAAGGACCGACAGCUGUGAAAUCCAAGCUGGGAUACUUGUUAUCGGGACCAGUAGCAGACGAUAGACAUCGUAACGUGAACCAAUCAGAACACGUGAUGAAUGUUAGUAUAACCUCACGUGCAGCAGACGAAAUGUCAUUAGAGCGAUUCUGGAAAUUAGAGAGUAUGGGAAUUCUACCAGAGGAUGAAGACACGAAAGAUACCAGCGUGUUACAACAGUACAAGGAUACGUGCAUUGAUAUCGAAGAUGGACAGUAUAUAGCCAAACUACCGUGGAAGCAGGAACACCCUACCCUACCGACGAACUACAACGUCACUCUACGACGUACUGAGAACACCAUACGUAGACUAUCCAAAGAACCCAAAAUGCUGCAGUUCUACAGUAAAAUAAUCUCAGAUCAAGAGAACCGCGGAUUUAUUGAAAAAGUUAGUGACGUCACAGAGACUCAAACCAGGGUUCAUUACAUACCGCAUCAUCCCGUACGUAAAGAAUCAAGUACCACCCCAGUUCGGAUAGUGUUUAGACUACACAGAUAUGCAGUGACAGCUGAUAUAGAGAAAGCCUUUUUACAAAUAGGACUCCACAAAGAUGACCGUGAUGUAACUCGUUUCUUCUGGCUCAGCAAUCCAAACGACCCAAACAGCCCUCUUGUGACCUAUAGGUUCAAAUCCGUUCUUUUCGGUGCCACGUGCUCGCCUUUCAUACUGAGUGCCGCUAUUAGUAAACACCUUGACAACAACACGCACGUGAAAGCUGCAUCAACUAUUGAACGUGAUUUGUACGUUGACAAUGUACUAUCCAGUUUUAGAGAUGAGGAUGAGUUAUUAAAGUUUUACCGCGAAUCCAGAAACCUUCUAUCUAGUACCAAAAUGAAUCUACGAUCAUGGGCUUCCAACAGUCUAGAAAUACAGAAGUUAGCAGCAGACGACAAAGUUGCUGAAGAAGACGAAUCAAGCAAAGUGCUAGGAAUGCUAUGGAAUACAAAAUCAGACACGCUUACAUUCGCACAGAGAGAUAUUCCAGUCUUAGACAGUGUAACAAAACGAGAUAUAUUGAAGUUUUCCUCUCGCAUAUACGACCCUCUUGGCUUACUUAGCCCGGUGACCGUUCGCGCAAAACUACUUAUGCAAGAUAUUUGGAAACAGAAAGUAGACUGGGAUGAACCAUUAUCAGAUGAGUAUCUACAGAAAUGGAAUACGCUAACAACAGAUUUAUGCUCUUGUCACGAUACCCAUCUCAGCAGACGAUAUUUACCAUCCAGCGACACUAUCCAACAGUCUUUUGAAUUGCACGUGUUUGUGGAUGCAAGCAUUCAAGCAUACGGAGCAGCAGUUUACAUUAGCAACAACAUACAAUCAAGAAUCGUGAUAUCGAAGAACAGAAUUGCACCAGUGAAGCCAUUGACCCUCCCGAAGCUUGAACUCAUGGCUGCAGUUGUAGGCGCACGCAUAGCUAAACAUGCACAGGAUUCAUUACAAAUAGAAAAAGUAACGUUUUGGUCCGACAGUCAGAUUGUUUUGAGUUGGUUAUCGAGCGAUAAACCAUUACAGCGAUUUGUUAGAAAUCGAGUCGAUGAAAUAAAGAGUUUGAGUGGCGACUUUCCUUGGCGAUACUGCCGUACGAAAAAUAAUCCAGCCGACUUAUUGACUAGAGGAAUCACAGCACGAGACCUAAGUACGAGUACCCUGUGGGAAUCCGGACCUACCUGGCUUACAGACAAACUUCAAUGGCCAACCUGGAACGAUAGAAAUUCUACAUCUUUACAAAAGAACACACAAGAGCUGAUAUCGCACGACUUACAUACCACUUCAGUACAGUAUACUUCAGAUAACACCAUUUAUACUACGGGAAUUAGUCAGAUAGUAGACAUUAACCGAUACAGCAAGCUGAAUAGAUUAUUGAACGUGACAGCGUACGUGCUUAGAUUCGCUUCAAAUUGCCGUUCGCCACGUACAGACCGGAAACUAGGUAGUUUGACAUCACACGAAGUGAACACGGCUAGGAAUAUUUGGAUAAAAGAUAUUCAACAAUCUACAUUUACCCAAGAAAUAGUCUCUAUGGAAACCGGAUCAGCUCGUGCAACGCUAGUGAGACAACUUAGACUAUACAUUGAUGAAAACGGUUUCAUACGAUGUCGUGGCAGAAUUCACAAUGCACCGGUAGAUAAACAAACUAAGUUUCCGUACCUGUUACCAGACAAGCACAACUAUACCAGACUACUCAUUCAAGAUACACACGAGAGAUUACUACAUUCCGGCGUAUCAUCUGUCGUUACCCAGUUACGCCAGCUAUACUGGAUACCUUCUAUACGACGUAGCGUCCAGUCUGUAUUGAAGAAAUGUGUAGCUUGUAAGAAAGUCAACGGACGACCUUACAUGUCCCCAGACGCCCCGCCCUUACAUAAGAUACGAGUUGAAGAUGCAAAGCCAUUCCAUGUAACUGGUAUAGAUUUUUCAGGAGCGCUACACGUACGUGACCGUGACAGUAGAGAAAUGAAGGCAUACGUUUGUUUGUUUACUUGUGCUUCAACCAGAGCAGUACAUCUUGAAUUAGUUCCAGAUAUGACAACAGAUACAUUCAUACAUGCACUAAGGCGGUUUUGCUGCAGACGAUUUGUUCCGGAAGUCAUUAUGUCCGAUAACGCAACGACGUUCCACGCAUCAUCACGUUACGUACAUGAACUAUUUCAAGAUGAGCGAGUACAGCAUAACCUUACCACACGCGGCAUAGAAUGGAAAUUCAUUCCAAAGAGAGCUCCCUGGCACGGCGGAUGGUGGGAGCGGUUGAUCGGACUGACCAAGGAAACACUGAAGAAAGUACUUGGACGUUCAUUUGUCACAUACCAGACAUUAAGUACAGUAGUUACUGAGACAGAAGCGAUUCUUAACGACCGACCGCUAACAUAUGUCACAUCCGAUAGUUCAGACCCAGAGCCGUUAACACCGUCACACCUGAUGUUUGGCAGACGAUUUACCUCCCUUCCGUUUUCACACAACGAUACAGACAAUCUCGAUCUGACCAGUGGUAACCUUAGCAACCACCAGUCUAUUAUUAAACAGGCUCGUAUUCAACAGACGCUGGUCGAACACUUCUAUCAACGUUGGCGCCGGGAGUACCUGACGGGCCUCAGAGAAAAUCAUCAGGCGACAGGGAAUAACUCGCAGACGAUUUCAGUUGGAGAUGUUGUCCAAAUACAUGACGAGACGCCGAGAAAGCGCUGGAGACUAGCCGUGGUACAACAACUAAUCCCUGGUAAAGACGGACUAUUUCGCUCAGCUGUGGUCAAGACGUCCACAGGAGUAACUAACAGACCACUCGUGAAGCUGUUCCCAUUAGAAGUGAGACAAGAAAACACAUAA
Molecule: messenger RNA, 4530 nt
Organism: Mercenaria mercenaria
Lineage: Eukaryota; Metazoa; Mollusca; Bivalvia; Venerida; Veneridae
Exons: 3
Coding region: 1-4530 (1509 amino acids)
Biological process (GO): DNA integration
Molecular function (GO): nucleic acid binding
Source: RefSeq, a predicted model, not a curated record